Messenger RNA from Saccostrea cuccullata (small rock oyster), 486 nucleotides. RefSeq lists its product as uncharacterized. The transcript has 2 exons. NCBI's taxonomy places the organism in Eukaryota, Metazoa, Mollusca, Bivalvia, Ostreida, Ostreidae. The annotation marks the transcript as partial. The record is from RefSeq and is a predicted model, not a curated record.
AUGGCGGCGGAUCAAACAAUUUCUGUUGCAAUAGUUGGCCAUUCUUAUGUACGGCGUUUGAAAGUUUAUGCAGCUCAACAGAACAUUCCUUAUCUACGAUUGGACACUGAUAAGUUCUUUGUGUCAAUUCGAGGAAAAGGGGGUCUGUGUUUACGGCAUCUUCGAAGCGAUGCUAACAUUGUGCAUUUUGUAAAUGUCCCGGAUAUUUGUUUUCUACAGAUUGGUGAAAAUGACAUUGUUCCUGAAAGUACUCGCGACAUGGAACAGCACAUAUCAUUGACGCUGUUUGGGGGACUUUGUUCUGUAAUUGGGACUUCUGAAGUUAUUGCCAUGAGGAGAGAUGUGGCAGACGUAAUAGAGGCGGUAGAACAAAGAGUCAGAUCAAGUGAUGAGAGUAUGAGUAGCAUGGAGAGUGGAAGUCAAAGAGAAGGAUUCCGGCUCAUCGGAUCAGAUUUAGACUCAAUGAAAUGGUUCAACGAUCAUAGA